ACCGGACCACCAUCUAAAUAUAUUAAAUUAAAUGUCGGUGGCUGCCUUUAUUAUACUACCCUUGCUACACUGAUUAAGCAAGAUAAUAUGCUAAGAGCAAUGUUUAGCGGCCGCAUGGAAGUCCUAACUGAUCCAGAAGGUUGGGUACUUAUCGAUCGAGAUGGUAAACAUUUCGGUAAAAUACUAAAUUAUUUGCGCGAUCGCACUACGAUAUUAACGGAUUCCUAUGAGGAGUGUAAGGAAUUAAUGAUGGAAGCCAAAUACUUCUUGAUUGAAGACUUAGCCAAAGUUUGUGAAGAUACACUCAAGCAUUUAGAGGGAAAAAAUAGGCACUAUAUCCCCAUUUGCCGUGUACCAAUCAUCACUUCUAUUCAGGAAGAGCAAAAAAUCGUUAGUGCUGCCAAUAAGCCUUGCAUCAAGUUACUGUAUAAUCGAUCAAAUAACAAAUACUCCUAUACGAGCUUUUCGGAUGAAAAUUUUCUAAAAAAUAUUGAAAUGUUUGACAAGUUAUCGCUACGAUUUAAUGGUCGAAUAAUUUUUAUGAAAGACGUGAUGGGAAAUAACGAGAUUUGCAGCUGGUCAUUUUACGCUGAUGGGCGUAAGUUAGCCGAAGUAUGCUGCACUUCAAUUGUCUAUACAACCGAGAAAAAGCAAACCAAAGUAGAAUUUCCGGAAGCUAAAAUUUAUGAGGAAACACUAAAUGCGCUAUUGUACGAAAAUCGUGGUAGUGGAACACCCCCGGACGAUACAUUUAUACUAGCGACC
Messenger RNA from Trichoplax adhaerens, 765 nucleotides. RefSeq lists its product as uncharacterized. The transcript is spliced from 4 exons. The record is from RefSeq and is a predicted model, not a curated record. Gene Ontology annotation, biological process: protein homooligomerization. Lineage: Eukaryota; Metazoa; Placozoa; Uniplacotomia; Trichoplacea; Trichoplacidae. Gene Ontology annotation, molecular function: protein binding. The annotation marks the transcript as partial.